AUGUCACAAAACUUAAUUUUCCUUCUUCUCGCCAUCCUGGUGGUCCCAGGAUACUGCAUAAUUAUGCCUCAACAACCUCCACCGCAAUCUUGCCCAGGAGAGUCCAAUGGAAACUGUGAACGUGGAUGGAAAAACUUCACACGGCCAUCGGGAGAGUGGUGCAUGAAGAUCUUCUACGAGAACUCCAUCACCCAACCAACUGCUGAGCAACAUUGCCAAAAGUAUGACGCCACGUUGUCAGGUCUUCAGAAUCAGAUGGAGGCUCAAUAUGUUAUUUCUACUGUAACCCGCCGCAUCUAUCCUGAAACUGGAAGCGUCUGGGUUGGCAUGGCAAGAAGAAGUUUUUGUCAAACAGUUGGAUUGACUGAAGAUUGUAGCUGGGCUACCAGUUUCCAAUGGACCGAUAAAUCAGCUACAGGAACCGAUGGAUUUGAAUGGGCAUGUAAUCAACCGGAUAAUGCUAGAGGUCGCUCCCAACAUUGCGGUGUUCUAACUGUUUCAUCUCAGGGAUCUGUUGAUGGAAUCCAAACUGGACUUUUGGAUGACGUUGGUUGCGAGUUUGACUUCAUCAAAAAUGACAAGAAGGAAAGAGACAUCAAGGCAUACAUCUGUGGAAAGAAACCAUAA
Molecule: messenger RNA, 627 nt
Organism: Caenorhabditis briggsae
Lineage: Eukaryota; Metazoa; Nematoda; Chromadorea; Rhabditida; Rhabditidae
Exons: 5
Coding region: 1-627 (208 amino acids)
Source: RefSeq, a predicted model, not a curated record